Peronospora matthiolae is the source of this 1611-nucleotide messenger RNA. The record is from the annotation of a GenBank genome assembly. NCBI's taxonomy places the organism in Eukaryota, Oomycota, Peronosporomycetes, Peronosporales, Peronosporaceae.
AUGAAUGAUCUCCGAGAGAAGCUGCUGCCGAGGAACGAGUCGAUUCCGCCUCCACAAGAGCAGAGACGCCUCAUGUCGUUCGCCAAUCUGCAUCCUGAUCAAGACGCCGAUAGUAAUAGCAGAAGCGGCGGUCCCGUUACGACUUCUGUUGCUCCCUGUAGCCGCACGAACAGCUUGUACCUGGCAGCGUGGCUAAUUAGCAUCUCCUCUUUCAUGUGGGGCUUCAGUGCUGCUGUUCUCAAUGUUUGUAUCGUACCAGAUGCUGUAGGAUCACUACUGGUGGACAUUAAUCUCUCUACUGUAGAGCAAGAGCGUGCGACGGCGCUAGUAGUGGUGGGCUGCUUGGUCUCAGCAGUUACGACGGGUGGAGCAGGCGCUCGCGUGGGACUCAAGACGAUGAUCCUGGGCAACAAUGUACUCUAUCUCGCUGGAAGUGCUUCCUGUGCACUGGCCACGUCAAAGAAUAUGCUCUACGUCGGUCGACUACUCCUUGGACUGGCCUCAGGAGUCGUGACGAACACCGUGCCUGUCUUGCUGACGGACAUCUCGCCUGCUGCCUCGCGGGGGGAGAUUACAGCCCUUCAUCAGCUUAGUCUGACAAUUGGUAUGUUGACGUCUGCUUUGCUGGGCUUCUUUGUCGUCGCGAAGGUACCCUCGGGCUGGAGGUACCUCAACGGAUUCAUGAUGUUGCCUCCACUAGUGCAGUGCCUGAGCAUGGCGCUCGUGCCGGAGAGUCCGUGGUGGCUCAUGAAAAACCGCGGACAUGAAGAGUGUCAUGCGACACUCAUUUUUUUACGUCCGAGUUGUGAUAAAGAUGCAGUUGAAGCAGAAGUACAGGAAAUUGCACAGGCGAUGAAGCGUCGACAACGUGAUACUCACGAAGCCUGGUUGCACCUUUGGGAGCACAAGAAGGUCGUAGCAGCAGGUUCCAUCCUUGUCUUCUUCCAGGCUAUGUCAGGUAUAAACACAGUGAUGCUGUACUCAGCCAAGAUUUUUCAUUUUGCUGGAGUGACCAACCCAUUCUUUGCCACCACCGUGGUUACCUUGACGAACGUGGGUGUCACGAUCGUAUCGGCGCGCCUGGUCGACUCGUACGGUCGGCGACCGCUGUUAAUUGUAGGAUCAACCAUCAUGAUUGUCGCUCUUGGAGUACUCAGCUCGUCGCUUCUGUAUCUUGGAGACAACCUUCGGUUGCAAGGUGUGGUAGCAGUGAUAUCCGUACUUGCGUUCGUUGGUGGGUUUGCUAUGGGUCUUGGUGCGGUCAUAUGGGUCAUGCUUGGAGAUAUCACGCCUGUUCACAUCCGCUCGCAAGCGUUUUCGCUCUACAUGAUCGUCAGCUAUAUCUGCAACAUCCUGAUCGCGGUAUACACGUUGUCAGCUAUCAAUUUCUUGGGCCACGGCUCUGAUCCCGAGAAGAAUGGCAUUGCCAAACUAUAUAUGAUCUUCAGUGGUAUUAUGGCAAUAUGCCUUGUGUACAUCUACUGCUUCGUGGAAGAGACGUCGUAUGCCAAAACAGCAUCGACAAAAGCCGCUGAGGAUCAACAGGCUCUCUUGGCUGAAGAAGGGCAAGAGGCAGUCGAAGAGGAGUUUCGCCAAAUGACCGAUCUAUAG